This is a messenger RNA of Phaethon lepturus (White-tailed tropicbird), 1458 nucleotides long. It is a transcript of the gene VPS33B, whose product is annotated as vacuolar protein sorting 33 homolog B (yeast). The transcript has 18 exons. Lineage: Eukaryota; Metazoa; Chordata; Aves; Phaethontiformes; Phaethontidae. The annotation marks the transcript as partial. The record is from RefSeq and is a predicted model, not a curated record. Gene Ontology annotation, cellular component: CORVET complex; lysosome. Gene Ontology annotation, biological process: intracellular protein transport; vesicle-mediated transport.
CUCUGUGACUGCAGGUUCUGCUUUCUUGUCCGGCCACGGAUCAAGACGAUGAGGUACAUCGCUGGUAUUGUCAAUGCUGACAAGAUGUCAGGGAGAAACAGGAAGUACAAGAUCAUCUUCAGCCCCCAAAAGUUUUAUGCUUGCGAGAUGGUGCUGGAGGAAGAGGGAGUCUUUGGUGAUGUUACCUGUGAUGAAUGGUCCUUCUACCUGCUCCCCCUGGACGAAGACAUCAUCAGUAUGGAGCUGCCAGAGUUCUUUCGUGACUACUUCUUGGAGGGAGAUCACCGCUGGAUCAAUUCUGUCGCUCGAGCCCUGCAGUUACUGAACUCCCUGUACGGACCUUUCGGCAAGGCCUAUGGGAUUGGCAGGUGUGCCAAGAUGAGCUAUGAGCUGUGGCGGGACCUGGAGGAGGAGAGCGAGGGUGACGGACAGAGCAGAAAGCCUGAGAUUGGCAAUGUCUUUCUUAUGGACAGAGACACAGACUACGUGACGGCACUGUGCUCCCAGGUGGUGUACGAGGGGCUGGUGGACGACACCUUCCGCAUCAAGUGUGGGAGCGUGGAUUUUGGGCCAGACGUCACCUCUUCUGACAAGAGUAUUAAGGUGCUGCUCAAUGCCCAGGACAAAGUCUUCAGCCAGAUUCGGAAUGAGCACUUCUCCAGCGUGUUCGGCUUCCUGAGCCAGAAGUCACGUAACCUGCAGGCACAGUAUGACCGGCGCCGCAGCAUGGACAUCAAGCAGAUGAAGAACUUUGUCUCCCAGGAACUGAAGGGACUAAAGCAAGAGCAUCGCCUGCUGAGCCUGCAUAUUGGUGCCUGCGAGUCCAUCAUGAAAAAGAAAACCAAGCAGGACUUCCAGGAGAUGAUCAAGGCUGAACAUUCUCUGCUGGAGGGCUUCGACAUCCGUGAGAGCACCAGCUUUAUAGAGGAGCACAUUGACCGGCAGGUGUCCUCCAUCGAGAGCCUGCGCCUGAUGUGCCUCCUGUCCAUCACGGAGAACGGUCUCAUCCCCAAAGACUACCGCUCCCUGAAAACGCAGUACUUGCAGAGCUAUGGGCCUGAGCAUUUGCUGACCUUCCACAACCUCAAGCGCAUCGGGCUGCUGACUGAGCAGUCGGCUGGAGAGACCCUGACUGCUGUGGAGAGCAAAGUCAGCAAGCUGGUGACGGACCGUGCUGCCGGAAAGAUCACAGAUGCAUUUAAUUCUUUGGCCAGGAAGAGCAAUUUUCGAGCCAUAAGCAAGAAGCUGGGGUUGAUCCCCCGGGUGGAUGGAGAGUAUGACCUGAAAAUGCCUCGGGACAUGGCUUACGUGUUCAGUGGGGCCUAUGUCCCCCUGAGCUGCAAGAUCAUUGAGCAGGUGCUAGAGCGCCGGAGCUGGCUGGGCCUGGAGGAGGUCGUGCGGCUGCUCAACGGCAACGAGUUUUCUGUUUCAGGUACCGCCAGCAGUGCUGGGCUGGGG